Molecule: messenger RNA, 969 nt
Organism: Penaeus vannamei (Pacific white shrimp)
Lineage: Eukaryota; Metazoa; Arthropoda; Malacostraca; Decapoda; Penaeidae
Source: RefSeq, a predicted model, not a curated record
AUGGCACUGUCUUCCUUCCAACGCAGCAUUUUGGACGGAAAUCCUUUGACGACCAUAGCGGGCGCCGUCCUUAGAGGGUUGCCAGCUCUCGCCUCACUACACCUACAGGAAAUGGAGCUCAGUGAAAACUUGCUGCUCAACCUCUCUCUCCACGGCUCUUCGUUCUUGACCUCGCCCGAACCCAGUGACCCCGACCUGACCUGGCCCAAUAUAACACACCUGUAUUUCAAAAGGUUUCGCUACUGCAGUUACCUCCCCUGGAUACCAGACUGCCGGCCGAAGACAGAUGGUGUAUCAUCUUUCGAAAAUCUCCUGAUAAGGAGGGAGCUCCGUGUGGCAGUAUGGCUUGUCGCAACUCUAACACUAAUUGGCAACCUCACCGUGUUGACUGGUCGCUUACUAACAAGAGAUGACAACAAGUUACUCUCGCUUUUCAUUCGCAACUUGGCUGUCUCCGACCUCCUGACGGGCGUGUACCUCGUCAUCGUGGGCGUGAAGGACCUGCAGUUCCGCUCUGUGUAUCACGAAAACGCCCACUCCUGGAUGACGUCGAGAGGGUGUGCCGUGACGGGCGUGCUGGCCAUGACGUCAUCGGAGGUAUCCGUCCUGGUGCUGGCCUUCAUGUCGGUGGAAAGGCUGGUAUGCAUCGGCCGCCCACUUCGCUCGCCCCGGACUCUCCCUGGCCUCCGCCCGCCUCAUCCUCUCAGCCCUGUGGGUGUGCGGGCUGGCGCUGGCGAUCCUACCGCAGCUCUACUACCAGGGAACUCCCCGUGGUUUCUACGGGACGAACGGCCUGUGCUUCCCGCUCCACCUGGACGACCCCUGGGUUCCCGGAUGGCCGUUCGCUGCCCUGGUGCUCGUCGGCAUCAACCAGAUCGGAUAUUUGACUGUCAGCAAGUGCCAAUACAGAAUAACAUACCAUACAUAAACUACAUGUUAUAUGAUCUGAAAUAUACCUCUAUUCUAUAA